AUGCAAGAUUCCCAUCAAAUCCACAAUUGCCAUUUUCUGAUGUAAGUUUAAGAAUAGGCGAAGAUUUUGAGAAAAAGAAUGUAGAUGUUUCAGGCUUUCGAAAAAAAAGAUGUUUCGUUUGGAAAGGACAUUGAAAGAGAUUAACAACUUUUCACGGAAAGGACCAGUCAAGUUAGUUUAUUUUGAGGUUUUGGGGGGGGGGAACAAAACUAACAGGUGAGAUUUGAACUUCAUUGAAAAAUAUUGGGUAAAGUUUUUUAUUCAUAAUCACUUUGAAAGUUGUUUAUAAAUUACUAAAAAAAUAAUUUAUUCAAUUAUAUUUUCAAAAAGUAUUUUCUUCUCCACCAAUUCUAUUUUUGAUCCGAUUUUUUCACAUUUUUUGCUGCCUUUUUGAUAAUUUUCAACAUUAUGGAAUCUUCGGUGUCCUCCAACAAAUUCAGUGGUGCAUGUGUUUGCGUUUCUCCAAAUUCGUCGACAUAUUUUUCCGGUUGGCACAGGCAUAAAUUCUUGACUUUUUUAAUUCAGAAAUACCUGUCGCAGAAAAAAAAUUCUCGCGUGAAUCGGGAGGCGGGAUUUAUUUUGCAAGGUGCGGCACGUUUUUUUUUUCAAUGAAUAAUUAUUUCUGAUUUUCUGCAUUUCGAAAUUUAGUGGAGAAAAAAAAAGAUGAAAUCGAAAAAAAAUUAUUUAAAAAACGUGGAACGUGUAAUCGUGGCAGGGGCCGGAGUCGACAGGAAAUAAAGACAGAAAAAUAUGCCUGUGGGGAAUACGUUUCGCCAGGCUGUGAAAUUAUUUUUUACUCUUUUCUUUCAUUCUUACCGAACAUUCACGAAUUGUUUUCAUCAUAAAACUUUCAUUUCUGUCGCCAUCUAAUGUUUCACCGAAGUCAUUCAAUAUUUUGCUCGGUUGAUAACAAGCCAUUUUGUCCUCGUUUUCAGAAUUUGAUUUGAUUGUGCUUGACAAAAUUGACGUUGGCAAAACGAUGGUUGAGUGAUCAAAGGUGUCUUCCAAAUUGCGUUGAUCAAUCUGAAGCAAAUCGUUUAGGUUUCUUCACCAAACAUUUUUAAUUACCAUGUGGGUCCAGCCAUUGAUCUUGUUGUCAUCAUCAGGUGUUAAAUUGACAUCGUGAUAUGAUGUUAUAAAAUCCUUUAUAAUGAAGUCGAUUUUCAUUUUGAAAUAUCUCAUAAAUUUCAAUUUUAUGUCGGCUUCAAUCGGCUGAAACCACAAUCUAUUCAAAAACACGGCAAAAGCGGGCUGUAUAUCAAUAGUUGAAUCAAUAUUGUAUAUUGAUGCAAAUAAAUUCCAGAGCCAUAUUUGACCAAAUUGUUCGAUUGGGAUAUCUGAUCUUCUAAAUAAUGUUUAAUUAUAUUUUUCUAGAUGAUGGUUAAUUUUAUAAUUUGGAGGAAAUUGAUGCAAUUCAAUUUUUCGGUUUGGAGACAUGACUUUUUCUCAAUAAUUUCAUUUCUGGAUGAAAUUCUGAAUUUUCUUGUUUUUUUAACAGUGUUAAAAAUUUUCAUUCAAUUUUUUUUAGCUUAAAAGUUGGUUCUGGGGUGGUUUACUAAGCCUAAGCCUGAGAGAAAGUGUCAUUUAGGUCCCAACUCAUCGACUUCAUUUUUACAUUUUUGGAUUAUUCCAAAUCUGAUACUUUUUUUUGUUGACUGUAUACACGAAAAUAAAAUUUUCAAUUUUUUGUCAUCUACCCGCUCAAAUCGAAAUUUUCAUUUGGGCGGGUAUUUUUGUCAAACAAAAAAAGCUGAAAAAAACCACUCAAAAACGAGAAAAAAAAAACAAAAAAUAAAAAUGGCGUGCAAAAAAAUAAAAGAAAAACAACGAUACUCCGCGUGCACGUUGUUUAGUUUAUUUUGUUGUUUUUUUCAGUGUAGACGAGAGAGUGUGGGAAAUGGAGAGAGGGUUAGAGAGAGAGAGAGAGAGAUGUUUUUUAUUUGAAAAAAAACUAUUGAUUGAACGUUUUUUUCUCGAACUGAAUCAUUUUUCUAGGUUUUUUUCAGCGCAGAAAAUGUUAUUAAAGGGGCGAUUUGGUACAUUUUUUAAUUUUCUUAUUUUUUUAGAGACAACCGUCACAGAAUGCAGGGAUCCCAUCAAAUGCACAAUUGCCAUUUUCUGAUGUAAGUUUAAGAAUGAGCGAAGAUUUUGAGAAAAAUAAUGUAGAUGUUUCAGGCUUUCGAAAAUGAAGAUGUUUCGUUUGGACAGGACAUUCAAAGAUAUCAACAACUUUUCACGGAAAGGACCAGUCAAGUUAGUUUAUUUUGAGGUUUUGGGGGGGGGAACAAAACUAACAGGUGAGAUUUGAACUUCAUUGAAAAAUAUUGGGUAAAGUUUUUUAGUCAUAAUUACUAUUGAUGUUAAAGGAAAGUUGUUUAUAAAUAACUAUGUUUAAAUGAUUAGAUGAAGCUUUGAAUUACACUUGAUGGUAUAGGAUCAGCUUCCAGAUUUUAUUGAAAAACAAACUAUGAAAUGUUUCAUAAGUAGAUUAAUUUUUUCAUAGUUUUAUGCACGCGAUUUCCAGUUUGUUUUGAAUUUAUUUAUUUUUCUUUUAUAAUCUAUGUAUGUCUUAUUAAACUUUACAAUUUGUAUUCCCAGGCGUCACUUUUUUAAAAGAAAUCUUUUUUCUCACGUCAGCUUAGAAUUAGCUGCGAAAAAUAGGGUUUUCUUCAAAAUUUAGAAUUUAUGAGGAUUUUCUGACUGUUUCGCCUAGUGGGGCACCGCCCCUUCAAUGAAUAAUUAUUUCUGAUUUUUUGCAUUUCGAAAUUUAGUGAAGAAAAAAAGAUAAAAUCGAAACAAUUAUUUAAAAAACGUGAAACGUGUAAUCGUGGCAAGGGGCGGAAUCGACAGGAAAAAAGUCAGAAAUUUAUGCCUGUGGGGAAUACGUUUCACCAGGCUGUGAAAGAACAAAUAUCAAUAGUUGAACCAAUAUUGUAAAUUGAUGCAAAUAAAUUCCAGAACCAUAUUUGACCAAAUUGUUCGAUUGGGAUAUCUGAUCUUCUAA
Molecule: messenger RNA, 3004 nt
Organism: Caenorhabditis angaria
Lineage: Eukaryota; Metazoa; Nematoda; Chromadorea; Rhabditida; Rhabditidae
Source: the annotation of a GenBank genome assembly